CCGCGUUGCGUGAGUGUCUGUCACAGCGCGCUCGCGCGCCGUCCCGUGACGACGAGCAGCGCAUCGUGCACAACUGCGACGACGACGACGCCAUGUCGCGCGAAGUGGAGCUGGAACGGCCGGCCCGAAUCGAGCAGCAGCGAGAACGCGUGCUGCAGAAACCUGCAGCACCGUCCGGUGGUGCCCAAGCAGGUGACGGCGAGGUGGUCCUGGAGAAGGAGGAGCAGUGCGUCUGUCAGAUCUGCACGUGCGGGAAACACCGCUGUCGUUCUGCAUCAAUCGGCUCCUUCGCAAACGAUGCACAGGAAACACUACAACAAAGAGCACGCACAAGCUGUGAAAAAGAAGCCGGCAGGAGGCAGUGGGAAGUGUCACCCGACAGAGUACGUCAGAUUUCGAAAUCAUAUCGCAGCAUCGAGCGUCAAGAUGACGCGAGCGAAACGACGACCGUCUCCGAGCAGAGGAUGUCGAGGCAGGAGCGUGCCUCCCAAAGCAAGGUCCUCCAUUCGGACGCGAUCGCGACGGGGGAGAGGGCUUUCGGUCACGAAGGCAGAGCCCGGACUGGCGGAGGGGUCGUGAACGGGCUUUCGUACGAACAAGCAAUCACGAGCGAAGACGCCGCGGCCGAACAUCUCGUUCAAAGUUCCGACUUCGCAACUCACGAAGCGGGGGAGAUCGCGAAAUUGGAGACACGCCACUGCCACCACACCCAUCAUCACCACGACCACCACCACCAACACCACGUGCACAGCUCAUCGGGGAGGGCAGACGGCGGCGGUCAGGCCCAAGGCAGGGUAUCGUCGCUGUACCGUCCAAAGACGUCGCUCAGGCUCGAGGGUCCGGUCGAAUACACUACCACCAGUUCCGACUACUUCUCGACGAUCGACCAGGACCUAGUCGCAAGAGCAGAACGGUAUCGCUUGGAGCGGCGGGAUGCUGCUGCUGCCACUGCUGCAGCAGCUGCUGGUGCUAGUGGCGCAGCGGCCGCUGCUACUAUUGAUGCAGCGGAUGCCGCAACUACUGCUGCAACAGCAGGUGCUACUACUGGUGCAGCAGCUGCUGCUGCUGCUACCACUGCUGCUACUGCCACAUAUGGUGCGCGGCACUACCCGCUGACUCGGCCGCAGACCAGCUUGAGAACCGGUGGCAAGACACACUAUUCUACAACCACUGCCGAAGACUUCAAGGUACGGGAACAAACUGAGAAGGUCACGAGGAGGCUGAGGCCCCGAAAGUUCGACGAUCCGUCUUACGGCAGCAUGCACACGGACGUCGAAACCGACGUGAAGAAGAGGCGUACCGAAAUAGAAGCUGAAGAUCGAGCAUCAUCGGAUGGUAUCCAAGAGGAAGUAGAAAGAAAAAACAUGGAGGAAGUAGUUCACGACCGCCAGUUCCGGGAAGACAGAGAAAGAGCAGCCGCGCAAGGAGUAUAUCGCGCCCACCAAUUCAGAGAGGAAGAAGCAAUUUCGACGGAAGCGCAAGCGCUGGAAGAAUCGUACCUCGAAGCACGUCAUGAUCAUCGAGCAACACCAACAUAUGACGAAGCGCGUGACGUGCACGAGGUGCCUCAUCCUCAAAAGUCGGGAAGAUCACGGCCAGUCGACCGGUCAUUAAGAACUGCGAACGUGGAGGCAUGCUACCAUCCCGAAAUGUGUGUCCCGUUCUACCCCAAAGACAACCUCGCAGUGUCGUCAGGUGAGAUGGAUCUGCGCACGACGAACGAUAUAGAUUUCUGCAAGAAAAAGAUGGACCGAGUCAGGCCCGUCAAGCCCAAGUCUCUAUCAAAGUUGUUUGGCAGCAACGGAAGUUCAUCUGAAGGGGAUCUCCAAGCGAUGGCCUCACGCCGACGCAAGGAACAGGGCUUUGAAAGGAGCUCGAUAAUGAAUCAGUAUGAUGGGGUUGAAUGCUUACAGGCAGCAGGGCUUAGCUCCACUUACGAUGACUCAAAAUGCACCUGGGUGCUAACAAUGUACUCAUAAAGCGAAAAGGCCAAAGAAAAGCCCACUUUGAAGACGAUAGUGUAAAGUGGGAAGGGGCUGGCUCGUACUCAACCACGGCUAAAGACUCGUACAAGAAGCCCGAAAGUACGCAUGCGAGGGUCGCCCUGUGUAGGAGGCCGCAAAGCCACGAUGUCUUCCACAGAUUCACGCAGACAGGAGAUGAGCUGCGAAGAAUUAAGGGCAAAAAAAAAGACACCGAUGAGAUUACCAUGUUUGGCCGAAAGGAUUCCGCAGAGCUGAUUGCAGAAAU
This is a messenger RNA of Rhipicephalus sanguineus (brown dog tick), 2250 nucleotides long. RefSeq lists its product as uncharacterized. The transcript has 3 exons. The record is from RefSeq and is a predicted model, not a curated record. The coding region runs from base 93 to 1979 and encodes 628 amino acids. NCBI's taxonomy places the organism in Eukaryota, Metazoa, Arthropoda, Arachnida, Ixodida, Ixodidae.